ACCACUCCAGGUGAUUUUUUUCAGAAAGAGAGAGAGAGAGAGAGAGUCCAACGCUGAAGCUUCCUCCCAUGCAGUCGGACUCAAACCUGGGAUCACAGGUGUGGCAGAGGACAGCACUAUCCAGGAGGCAGCCAUGAAGACAUGGGAAGGGAGACCCCCGGAUUCUGACAUCUGACACAAGCUUUCACUUCCUCAGCACGGAACUUAUUCAGCACCAUGGAGAGCAGCCCCAGCAGCCCUCCGCCCACACAGCCGGAGGAUCCUCUGGAGGCGUUUCCCCAAAGGAGCCUGGAGGCAGGUGACAUCGCAGUGUUGGUUCUGUAUUUCCUCUUUGUCCUGGCUGUUGGACUUUGGUCCACAGUGAAGACCAAAAAAGACACAGUGAAGGGCUACUUCCUAGCUGGAGGGGACAUGGUGUGGUGGCCGGUGGGGGCCUCUUUGUUUGCCAGCAAUGUUGGCAGUGGACAUUUCGUUGGCCUGGCUGGGUCAGGAGCUGCCGCAGGCAUUUCUGCAGCUGCUUAUGAGAUAAACGGUUUGUUUUUCGUGCUGUUGUUGUCCUGGGUCUUUCUUCCCAUCUACAUCUCUGGCCAGGUGACCACGAUGCCAGAAUACCUCCAGAAACGCUUUGGUGGUAAGAGGAUCCCCAUCACCCUGGCCGUGCUCUACCUGUUCAUCUACAUCUUCACCAAGAUCUCGGUGGACAUGUACGCAGGUGCCAUUUUUAUCCAGCAGUCUCUGCAUCUGGACCUGUACCUGGCUGUCAUCGGGCUGUUGGCCAUCACAGCUGUCUACACAAUCGCAGGUGGUCUGGCUGCUGUGAUCUACACGGACGCCCUGCAGACUUUUAUCAUGCUUAUCGGAGCGCUUUCCCUGAUGGGCUACAGUUUUGCCGCGGUUGGUGGUCUGGAGGGCCUGCAGGAGAAGUACUUCCUGGCCAUCGCUAGCAACCGCAGUGAGAACAGCAGCUGCGGGCUGCCCCGGGAAGAUGCCUUCCACAUUUUCCGAGACCCCCUGACCUCUGACCUCCCGUGGCCCGGGAUCCUGCUUGGAAUGUCCGUCCCGUCCCUCUGGUAUUGGUGCACCGAUCAGGUGAUCGUUCAGCGAACUCUAGCUGCCAAGAACCUGUCUCACGCCAAAGGAGGGUCCCUGAUGGCUGCCUACCUGAAGGUGCUGCCCCUUUUCAUGAUGGUCUUCCCUGGUAUGGUCAGCCGCGUCCUCUUCCCAGAUCAGGUGGCUUGUGCGGACCCUGAAAUCUGCCGGAAAAUAUGCGGCAACCCCUCUGGCUGCUCUGACAUCGCCUACCCCAAACUGGUGCUAGAGCUCCUGCCCAUCGGCCUCCGCGGGCUCAUGAUGGCGGUGAUGGUGGCUGCGCUCAUGUCCUCGCUCACCUCCAUCUUUAACAGCGCCAGCACCAUCUUCACUAUGGACCUCUGGACUCACAUGCGGCCGCGGGCGUCUGAGAGGGAGCUCCUCAUCGUAGGCAGGGUGUUUGUACUGCUGCUCGUCUUGGUUUCCAUCCUCUGGAUCCCUGUGGUCCAGGCCAGCCAGGGCGGCCAGCUCUUCAUCUACAUCCAGGCCAUCAGCUCCUACCUGCAGCCGCCGGUGGCCAUAGUCUUCAUCAUGGGCUGCUUCUGGAAGCGAGCCAAUGAGAAGGGGGCCUUCUCGGGUCUGAUCUUCGGCCUUCUCCUAGGCUUGAUCCGACUGGUCCUGGACUUCGUCUAUGUGCAGCCUCUGUGUAACGAGCAGGACACGCGGCCGGCCGUGGUGAAGGUCCACUACCUCUACUUCUCCGCCAUCCUGUCCGUGGUGACGCUGUUCAUCAUGUCUGCCGUGAGCUGGUUCACAGAGCCGCCUUGCAAGGACAUGGUCAGUCGCCUCACCUGGUUCACUCGCCAUGACCCCGUGGUCCAGAAGGAGGAGGUGCCCCCAGUCUUUGAGAAUGGGGUGCCAGAGGUCAGCAGCACUGGCGUCCAGCUGGAGAGUGUUCAGGACAACACAUCAAAAACCUCCAGCAUUGACUCCACCCAGAAGCGAUCCAAAGUGAUGAAAUCCAUCCUGUGGCUCUGUGGAAUGACAAGUGAGAACAAGGAGGAGCCUCCGAGCAAACCAGAACCCACUGGAAAUUUCUUGGAAGAAAACUCUUGUUUGAAAACCGUUCUGGACAUCAACCUCAUUAUCUGCAUCAGCUGUGGCGUUUUUCUCUGGGGUUACUUUGGUUAGGGGGGAGUAGGGGAUGGGACCAGGGGUCUGACUUCUCAGUUCGUCUUCAAUGAAUUAUUUUUUAGUGAAAUACAAUAAAAUAAUACAAUACUAA
Erinaceus europaeus (western European hedgehog) is the source of this 2314-nucleotide messenger RNA. It is a transcript of the gene SLC5A11, whose product is annotated as solute carrier family 5 member 11. NCBI's taxonomy places the organism in Eukaryota, Metazoa, Chordata, Mammalia, Eulipotyphla, Erinaceidae. The record is from RefSeq and is a predicted model, not a curated record. Gene Ontology annotation, cellular component: plasma membrane. The transcript is spliced from 16 exons. Gene Ontology annotation, biological process: transmembrane transport. Bases 217 to 2220 code for a protein of 667 amino acids. Gene Ontology annotation, molecular function: D-glucose:sodium symporter activity.